Molecule: messenger RNA, 4008 nt
Organism: Topomyia yanbarensis
Lineage: Eukaryota; Metazoa; Arthropoda; Insecta; Diptera; Culicidae
Gene: Elp1
Product: elongator complex protein 1
Exons: 4
Coding region: 88-3921 (1277 amino acids)
Biological process (GO): tRNA wobble base 5-methoxycarbonylmethyl-2-thiouridinylation
Cellular component (GO): cytosol; elongator holoenzyme complex
Molecular function (GO): tRNA binding
Source: RefSeq, a predicted model, not a curated record
ACCAACGUGCACCGUAAACAAACGUGAGUGGAUCGCCCUCAUUUUUUCCUUUAAUCUGAAAUAGUAAUUCCUUGAAAUUGCAUCACCAUGAAAAACCUGUACCGCUUGUGCCACCAAAGCACCAGCUUUCGUGAACUUCCGACACUAAAAACCAGCCACAGCUUGCUGGCGUUGGACCCGAAUAAUAGUGACGUGUUUUACAUUGUGACACCGGAUGACCAGGAUGAGUACUCACUAUACCGUUUGGAUCGGACCAAGACGGCUUCGAAAUGCGAUGCCAGACUGCUGCUAUCGAUUCCCGGACAAGUGAUUGGACUGGAUUAUUUAGCACUGACAGACGAACUGUGUCUGGCUACGGCGGCCGGAGAAGUGAUGGUAAUUCGUGUUGACGGAUCCGCAGACGGGGGGGAUCCGGAUGAGGUUACUUUUUGUGCUGGCGGUCUGGAAGCCAUGGGCUGGAGUACGGAUCAGGGUGUGGUGGUGUUUGUUGAUUGCAACCUCAACGUUGUCACGAUGAACAGUGUAUACGAUCCGAUCAAUGAGGUCUGCCUCAAGGAUGACACUUUUGGCGAUCGAGAGUUUAUGAGCGUCGGAUGGGGCAAAAAAGAGACGCAGUUUCACGGUUCCGAAGGUAAAGUUGCCGCUCGUAAGAAGAAAGAGGAGGCGGAGGUAAUCGUUGAUGUGGAAAAAAUCGAUCCAACGGUAAGGAUCAGCUGGCGAGCGGAUGGGGAACUUUUUGUCGUGGGUUUUCUGGGACCAUUCGGACGGGCUUUUAAGGUGUUUAACAAAGAAGGAGCUUUGCAGUUUACGUCGGAGAAGUGUUUUGGAUUGGGGUCGCCAUUGGCUUGGAAACCUUCUGGAUUGUGGAUUGCGGUUCCCCAGGUUUUGAAGGACAAGUACGUGAUUGCGUUGUUUGAAAAGAAUGGUUUGAAACAUCGGGAGAUCGAGCUUCCUUUCAAAUCGGAUGAUGAGGUUGUUGUAGGCCUUCACUGGAGCCACGAUUCGGAGGUAUUGAUUAUUCAUACCAUCAAAAGCGCAAGCAAAGUAAAUUGCCUGUACUUCCUGAUAAUUUGUAAUUAUCAUUGGUACAUCAAACAAUAUCUGGAGUUCGACAAGCAAAUUGUGUCAGUUUUGUGGGAUUUGAAGUACUCCGAGGGACGGACGCUCCAUGUUUUGCUAGAGAACGGAGACCAUGAAGCUUCUCGGUGGGACUUUUCCGUUGAUCACUCUCGAGGAGUUGAUAAAACAGACGAAUCUCUGGUCGCAGUUAUCGAUGGAGAUAAUCUACUACUGACCAACUUUCGUAGCGUUGUAGUUCCUCCUCCCAUGUGUGGGUUCACUGUGAAAACUGGGCGUCAGAUUAAUGCCACAGGUUUUUUGCGCAAUUUCGACGAUGCAUGGGACUCGAACUGCUUUUUCGUAGUUGAUUAUUCGAAUAAAGUGAGCUUCUACAGGCCGGACUUUGUCGGAGGCGCAGUUAAACGUUUGAAUGCCGUUCAAUUAGUAACUGAUAUGGAGGUAGGCCCUGGUAUAAUGUCGCACUGGAUGUGGUUGCGAAAUGACCUUCUACUAGCAAUUGAAGGGUCAAACGAUUUAAAGAUCUAUUCAAUUGCCUCAAUCGAAGGUAAACUUAUUCUUCUCGAAAGUAUAAAAGUUGGCCAACAAGGUGAUCGAGUUGUUGCAAUCGAAGGAAUCUGCCGAAACUCUGCCUUGAUUGAACUAAGGACGGGUCAGACGUAUCGAUUAAGUCUAGAUUCAGCAGUUACCCUUAAUGAAGAUCUGAAACUUCCCGAGUUUUGUGAACAGAUCCGGGUUCAUCCUGUGAGCAAUCGAAUCUUAAAAAUCUAUUCGCUUCGCAACCGUCAGAACCUAUACGUCAAUGGUUCUAAGAUAGCCUCCGACGUCACCUCCAUGUUCCUGGCGGAGCGUUUCCUUCUGUUUACUACGAUCGCUGAACUGAAAUUUCUCGAUCUUCAGAAUGAUAGCGUGAUCGGAAGCCGUCGCGUGGAACGUGGCUCAAAGUUAAUCAUAGUCGUCCCGAAAUCAUCCCGAACCGUAUUCCAACUUCCUCGCGGUAAUCUGGAGGCGAUCGCGCCUCGCGUCCUAUCACUGUGCUUAGUAGCCGAUCAUCUAAAUGCCUUGGAAUAUCACAAAGCCUUCGAUAUUCUGCGAAAAGAACGUAUCAACCUGAAUUUAAUUGUGGAUCACAAUCCGCAGCUUUUCCUUUCGAAUUUGGAACGCUUUCUAGAGGAGAUUACAAACGUUAACUGGCUAAACCUUUUUAUCACCGAUCUGCUGAAUCAGGAUGUCUGUCAGACAAUGUACGACAGUAACUAUCGUAGCCAGGAAGCUCCAGGGGUGAUAAACGGCUACAAACCGGAGAUAAAAAUCGAAUACCUUUGCGAUCGAUUAUUACACGUUUUGAAUUCUCGUACGGAUUAUACCCUCCCGAAAAUAACUUGCUUUGUACGGCGAGGUCUGUUGGAGCAAGCUUUGCAGGUCAUCUGGGAGCUUCGAAAAACCCGGCAACAAGAGGAAGCCGCCGAAGAAGCGCUAAAGUACUUGCUCUAUUUGGUGGAUGUCAACGACCUGUUCAAUGUUGCCCUUGGAAUGUACGAUUUCGGGUUGGUCUUGUAUGUUGCAACCAAAUCGCAGAAGGACCCCAAAGAGUACCUACAGUUUCUGAAUGAAUUGAAGCGAUUGGAGGAACACUACCGAAAAUAUAGAAUAGACUGUCAUCUGAAGCGUUUCGGAAAAGCCCUCGAAAAUAUAGCCCGCUGCGGAGAUGAUGACGAUAAGUUCCACGAGGCACUGCAGUUGACGAUCACGCAUGGGUUGUAUACGAAAGCCAUGGCAGUCUACAAAGGAAAUGAGAAAUAUUAUAAGCGGGUAUGUGUCUGCUACGGGGAUCACCUUCGACAGAGUAACAAACAGGCAGAUGCCAGUUUGAUUUACGAGAAGGCUGGUGAUUUUCAGCAGGCGAUCGCGUCCGCUAGAAAUGCUGUUGAUUGGGCAAGGUGUCUUAGACUGGCAAAGAUGGCGAAUCAGGACGAAAGUGACACAAGGCGAUUAGUGCAGACUUUGAUACCGGCGCUACAAGAGACGGCAGAAUACGAAGCAGCUUCCUAUUUGGCCAAAGAUUACUUGAAGGAUUCCAAGUUAGCCGUAGACAUUCUGCUUAAGGAUCACCUAUUCGGGAAAGCCAUGUUGGAGGCGCAGCUGGCGGAUGAGUCAUUAAUCGAAACGAGAAUUUGUCCGGAGCUCGACCAGUAUCUGCAGGAUUUAGGACAAAAAUUGAGUAACGAAAAGGAAGAAUUUCUUAAACACAAGAAUCGACUUUUGAUUGUUCGGGAGCAAAAAGCCAAAAAGAAAGUGGAACAAGAUCACGAUGAAGACGAUGAUCGGGACGUAGAUGACUGCGACCUGUACUCUGAUACUUCAACGAUCGCGUCUUCCAAGUACACAAGCAGUUCCGGAAGAUCCGGAAAAUCGCACCGUUCUAGUAAAAACCGUCGAAAGCACGCACGCAAGCUGCUCAACCUGAAGGAAGGUAACCCGUUCGAGGAUAUUGCCCUGAUCGACGCACUACAUGCGCAGGUGCUGCGAAUCUGUGGCAUGGACCGGCAGCAACACAUCCGAUCCAUCUGCAAGGUCGCCAUUGAGUGGGAUCGGUUCGAGCAGGCGAGCGAGAUACAGCGCAACUACCAAGCUUUGUUCGAUUUGAUAAAAUUUUCGCUGGAUUCGAUUUGGAUACCGGAAAUGGUGGUACCCGGCAGUGGGCAGGAUGUGGAAGUAACGGCGGCCCUCACCGGUGAUCUCAGCCAUGUGCAGAAUGUGCAGCAUUACGCGAUGAUCAAACCCCAUCAGCGAUUCAAACCGGUGCUUCAAAGUAUAUCGUGGCAGUUUGAAGUGUUGAAGUAAUACCUACAGUGAUGCCAGAUUAAUGGCGAUGGAUUGUCUAAAUCGUGUUUAAUAGAAUAAAAAUAAAGUCUUGGAAACUUUAUAUUC